Messenger RNA from Pelodiscus sinensis (Chinese soft-shelled turtle), 2643 nucleotides. The record is from RefSeq and is a predicted model, not a curated record. Lineage: Eukaryota; Metazoa; Chordata; Testudines; Trionychidae.
AUGGCUCCUCCGCUCCCAGCCGGACGGUUCUCGCCUCGUUUCGACCAACCUCCCGAGCUCGCUGUUCUCGUUUUCGUUCCAUCCCCGGACGGGAGGACACUGGGACGGUUGACUUCUUAUCGCUCGCUACCCAACCCAGCAAAGGGGGAAAACCAAACAAACAACUUAUGUUUCAGUCUCCCUGUACCAGGGAAACCAGUACACCUGACAACCGCUACCCGACCUUUGCUCUCCGCACCUUGCGAUCCCCAGCAGGCCUGUGCCCAGCCCUUGCCAGCCUUCCCGGCGCCCGAGUGCCCCUCUGACGUGGAGCCGGACACCAGGGAGAUGGUGCGGGUGCAGAAUAGAAAGAAGAAAAAGUCUGGAGGCUUCCAAUCUAUGGGCUUGAGUUAUCCCGUGUUUAAAGGGGUUAUGAAGAAAGGCUACAAAGUGCCAACACCAAUCCAGCGAAAGGCCAUCCCUGUGAUCCUGGAUGGGAAAGACGUGGUGGCCAUGGCAAGGACAGGCAGUGGGAAAACAGCUUGUUUCCUCAUCCCCAUGUUUGAGAAGCUGAAGGUGCACAGUGCCCAGACAGGGGCACGAGCCCUCGUCCUGUCGCCAACCCGUGAGCUCGCCUUGCAGACGAUGAAAUUCACAAAGGAGCUGAGCAGGUUCACAGGCCUGAAGACUGCGUUGAUUCUGGGAGGAGACAGGAUGGAAGACCAGUUUGCAGCUCUGCACGAGAACCCUGAUAUAGUCAUUGGCACCCCCGGGCGCCUGAUGCACGUGAUGGUGGAAAUGAACCUGAAGCUGCACAGCGUGGAAUACGUGGUGUUUGAUGAAGCUGACAGGCUCUUUGAGAUGGGGUUUGCAGAGCAGCUGCAGGAGAUCAUCGCCCGGCUCCCCGAGGGCCGCCAGACCCUGCUUUUCUCUGCCACGCUCCCCAAGCUGCUUGUGGAGUUUGCUCGGGCUGGUCUCACGGAGCCAGUCUUGAUCCGGUUGGACGUGGACACAAAGCUCAGUGAACAGCUCAAGACGGCCUUCUUCCACGUGCGUCCGGAUGACAAGCCGGCCGUGCUGCUGCACCUGCUGAGGAACGUAGUGAGGCCUCAGGACCAGACGCUUGUCUUCGUGGCCACCAAGCACCACGUGGAGUACCUCAAGGAGUUGCUGACAGCUCAGGGCGUGAGCUGUGCCCAUGUCUACAGCUCCCUGGACCAGGCAGCCCGGAAAAUCAACAUCGCCAAGUUUGUGCAGGGCCAGUGCGCGGUGCUGAUCGUCACUGACGUGGCUGCCCGCGGCAUCGACAUCCCCAUGCUGGACAAUGUCAUCAACUAUAGCUUUCCUGCCAAGGCCAAGCUGUUCCUGCACCGCGUCGGCCGCGUGGCCCGCGCCGGCCGCAGUGGGACAGCCUACUCCCUGGUGGCACCGGAUGAGACCGCCUAUGUCUUUGACUUGCACCUGUUCCUGGGGCGCCCGCUCACCCUUGCCAGCCCCCACGAGAAACCCUCAGACAGGGACGGGGUGCUUGGCAGAGUCCCCCAGAGCGUGGUCGAUGACGAGGAGUGUCUGCUACUCGCUGAGCGCGAGCGCUCGCUGGACCUGCAGAGCCUGCACCGGGUGUCGGAAAACGCGCACAAGCAGUACCUCAACUCCCGGCCUGGCCCCUCGCCGGCGUCCGUCAAGAGGGUGAAGGAGCUGGACUUCUCCCUGCUGGGCAUCCAUCCACUUCUCAGUGAGUGCCUGACCAUCUUUGAGAUCAACGCCACCAGCAAGACCCUGGCCAGCAACGUGAUGCGCGCCAAGCGGAGCCGCGACCGCAGCCUUGUCACCAAGUACCGGAGGGAGCAGCAAGAGAGGCGGGCUGGGGCUGCGCUGCGAGGCCGGGACCCAGCAGCUCCCGCCCCUGCAGAGGAGGAAGGAGACCUCUGGGAAGCGGAAGCGGCAAUCCCAUACCAGCCCAAGGACUUGGAGAGCGAGCGGGGGCUGAGCGUUGGUGGAGAGAGCAGCGCCUUCGAGCAGCAGGCUUCUGGCGCCAUGCUCGACCUGCUGGGGGACGAGACCCACAGCAUGAACAAGAGCACACAGCUGCUCCGCUGGGACCGCAAGAAGAAGCGGUUUGUGAGCAAAACUGGCCAAGAGGAGAAGAAGAAAAUCUGCACCGAGAGUGGCAGGCGCAUCAGUGGCUCUUACAAGAAAAACCUCUACGAGAACUGGAAGAAGAAAUACAAAGUGGAGGAGCGGGACUCUGAGGAAGAGGUGGCGAGUGAGCCAAGAGGUGGGAUGCACCGCAGGAGCAGAGGAGGCCAGCGGCUGCCCCGCACCCCAGAAAAGCAUGGCCCCCAGCAGGGAAAGGGGCGGUCCGAGCUGAAGAGCAAGCAGCAGAUCCUGAAGCAGAGGAAGAGGGUGGUCAAGCAGAACUUUCUGCAGAAGGGCGGCCUGAGGCAGCUGAAAGCCAAGAACCGGCAGCGGGUGCAGGACCUACGCAGGGCAGCGUUCGGCCGUGGCACUGCCAAGAAGGGGAAAAUGAGGAAGAGGAUGUAAAAGCUGGAGUGUGGGAGGGCCGCAGGCCCGACCUGAGCAAGGGGCUGAUGGUGAGCCACUGCCCUCUCAGACUCACUCAUCUGGGCAGGGGACAUUAAAUGAUGCUCUGGUUGUUUUUCA